UCCUUGGACUUUAUGGAAAUACUACAUAAUGUCACAGAAUUUUUCAUACUCUCACAGAACCCGGAAGUACAGAGAAUUCUCUUUGUGAUCUUUUUGGUCAUCCAUGUGGUCACAGUUUGUGGCCACAUUCUCAUUGUGGCCACCAUCACCUCCAGUCCUGCCCUGGCUUCCCCCAUGUAUUUUUUCCUGGCCAAUCUGUCCUUUAUUGGCACCUGUUAUUCUUCCUCUAUGGCCCCUAGACUCAUUGCUGACUCCUUGUAUGAGGGGAGAGCCAUCUCUUAUGAUGGCUGCAUGGCUCAGCACUUUGGAGCCCAUUUUUUUGGAGGUGUUGGGAUCAUUUUGCUCACAGUGAUGGCCUAUGACCGCUAUGUGGCCAUCUGCAAGCCCCUGCACUACACGACCAUCAUGACCAGGCACCUCUGUGCUAUGCUGGUGGGGAUGGCUUGGCUUGGGGGCUUCUUUCAUUCAUUGAUUCAGCUCUUGCUAGUCCUUCAGUUACCCUUUUGUGGACCUAAUGUGAUCAAUCACUUUGUCUGUGAUUUGUACCCUUUGCUGGAGCUUGCCUGCACCAACACAUAUGUCAUUGGUCUGCUGGUGGUGGCCAACAGUGGUGUGAUCUGCCUGUUGAACUUCCUCAUGCUGGCUGCCUCCUACAUCGUCAUCCUUCGCUCCUUGAGAUCUCACAGUGCAGACGGGAGGUGCAAAGCCCUCUCCACCUGCGGGGCCCACUUCACUGUUGUUGCCUUGUUCUUUGUGCCCUGUGUAUUUACGUACAUGCGUCCAUCAUCUACUUUAUCUAUAGACAAAAACAUGGCAGUAUUUUAUGGUAUCCUAACACCCAUGUUGAAUCCACUCAUUUACACCCUGAGAAAUGAAGAGGUAAAAAAUGCCAUGAGAAGGUUCUUCACAUAGUAAGAAACUGCAGGU
Molecule: messenger RNA, 927 nt
Organism: Vicugna pacos (alpaca)
Lineage: Eukaryota; Metazoa; Chordata; Mammalia; Artiodactyla; Camelidae
Product: olfactory receptor 4C3-like
Biological process (GO): G protein-coupled receptor signaling pathway
Cellular component (GO): membrane
Molecular function (GO): G protein-coupled receptor activity; olfactory receptor activity
Source: RefSeq, a predicted model, not a curated record